Penicillium samsonianum is the source of this 1998-nucleotide messenger RNA. RefSeq lists its product as uncharacterized. The record is from RefSeq and is a predicted model, not a curated record. Gene Ontology annotation, biological process: regulation of DNA-templated transcription. The transcript has 4 exons. Lineage: Eukaryota; Fungi; Ascomycota; Eurotiomycetes; Eurotiales; Aspergillaceae. The coding region runs from base 1 to 1998 and encodes 665 amino acids. Gene Ontology annotation, cellular component: membrane. Gene Ontology annotation, molecular function: zinc ion binding; DNA-binding transcription factor activity, RNA polymerase II-specific.
AUGGCCAACGACUCCACAUACAUUCUUUACAACUAUGACCCGUCGGCAGUUGCGGCGAUCAUCUUUGUCGUUCUCUUCGGAUUAACCACCUUGGUGCACAUUUUCCAAAUGAUCCGGAGUCGAUCAUGGUUCUUCAUUCCUUUCAUUAUAGGAGGAAUCUUUGAGGCUGUCGGCUAUGUCGGUCGCUAUCUUAACUCACAAGAAACCCCCGAUUGGACAACCGGCCCAUUUACCAUGCAAUCACUCUUGCUCCUUAUCGCACCAGCAUUCUUCGCCGCAUCCAUCUACAUGAUCCUGGGCCGCUCAAUCACCUCCACCGGCCAUGAUCAGCUCUCUGUCAUCCGAGUCAAAUGGCUGACCAAAAUCUUUGUCUGCGGAGAUGUGAUCUCGUUCCUCGCCCAGUGUGCUGGCGGUGGCUUCCUUGCUUCCGCAAAGAGUCAGUCCAAGAUUACCCUCGGACAAAACAUCAUCAUCGCCGGUCUUUUCAUCCAAAUUGCCUUUUUCGGAUUCUUCAUCGUGACUGCUGGUGUGUUCCAUUACCGGCUCUGGAAGUGCCGUGAUUGCGUUUCCAUGUCUGCUAUCACAGUGCCGUGGAAAAAGUGCUUGUUUGUCCUAUACACGGCUAGUCUGUUCAUCAUGAUUCGGUCUAUCUUCCGUGCCAUUGAGUAUAUUACCGGUACAGAUGGUCCGCUCAUGUCGACGGAGGUGUACCUAUAUGUCUUUGAUGCUGCUCUGAUGUUCUUGACUAUGAUUACCUUCAACAUCUUCUCUCCGAAGUCAUUGGUGACUCCCCGGUCGCCUAUACGUGACAUUGAGUCUCGGGCUAGUAACAAGGAAAUGGUCGAUUCCCAUCAAGGGGGUAACAUGGGGCCUCGACGGUCGCACAGGAAGUCCAGAAACGGCUGCCAAUCGUGCAAAGCCCGCAAGGUAAAAUGUGAUGAAACCAGGCCGCGCUGUAAUAACUGCUUCAAACACGGAGUACAAUGUCUCUUCGGCGAUGCCCCCGCAGGCCCCGCCGGGCAAUCAGUGUCACCUCCAACUCUCGGCACUUCCAGCGCCCCAAGUCCCGUCUCCUCGGGGGAGAACACCCCACCUAUGGGCAUGGCCGAGAUGGCUCUACUCCACCACUUCUCUACAUCAACCUGCUAUACAGUUUCACGCAGCCCAGUUCUGCAAACAGUAUGGCAAAUCCGGAUCCCGCAAGUCAGUUUCUCGUCGCCAUUCGUAUUCCGCGCCAUCAUCGCUCUUUCCGCGCUGCAUCUGGCUCAUAUAAAGCCCGAAUUCCACGACCAUUAUGUCUCACAAGCCGAGUUUCACCAUAACACCGCCUUGCAAAUGGUGUCCGCCAUCCUGCCAGAUGUUAAUAAGGAGAAUUGUCAAAGCAUAUAUGUCUUUUCGAUCCUGACCUGCAUUAUCUCCUGCGCCAAGCCGCGCAUCAGACACGACUUUUGGGCAAAUAGUGAUCGAGAUAUCGAGUGGUUGAACCUGUUUCGUGGCACAAUACACAUCCUGGAGUCAGCAGGUGACUCCAUUAGGACGGGACUGCUAGCACCGAUGUUUGAGAUGGGCCAACGCAGGAAGCUGGCUCGGGAUGCGAGGUCUGCCACGGCCACACCGCCGUUUCUUCUAGUCUUGAAACAGUUCUUGCAGGAUACAGUUCAGGAUAACAGUGAGCUGCGGUGCUAUCACGAGUCAAUCGAUGAUAUGGCGAUGUCAUUCGCUACUAUUGACGAAAUUGGAUCACAUCACUGCGAGACUGCUGAUGUAUUUAUUUGGUUGUUGAGAGUUUCGGAUCAAUAUUUUGGGUACUUCCAGCAGCGCACGCCUGAAGCGAUGGUUAUUUUUGCAUAUUUUUGCGUUGUUAUGAAGGAGAUGGAAUGGGCUUGGUGGAUGCAGGGGUUCAGUGUCCACACUAUCAGUGGUAUUUAUUAUCUUUUGGAUGAGGAGCAUCGUUGCUGGUUACAAUGGCCUAUGCAACAGCUGGGAUGGGUUCCGUGA